This is a messenger RNA of Argentina anserina (silverweed cinquefoil), 1168 nucleotides long. RefSeq names its product probable 6-phosphogluconolactonase 1. Lineage: Eukaryota; Viridiplantae; Streptophyta; Magnoliopsida; Rosales; Rosaceae. Gene Ontology annotation, biological process: pentose-phosphate shunt; carbohydrate metabolic process. Gene Ontology annotation, molecular function: 6-phosphogluconolactonase activity. The transcript has 4 exons. The record is from RefSeq and is a predicted model, not a curated record. Bases 94 to 891 code for a protein of 265 amino acids.
GUCUGUUUCCUACUUCUCUCUGCCACCCCUUCUCUGUCUUCUCUCUUCUUCUUCUUCUUCUUCUUCUUCUUUGUGUCAAACUCGUGGGGAAGCAUGGCUCUUUCUGGGGAUCGCAAAGAUAGAGAGUUGAAAGUCCAUGAAAGUUUGGAUGAGCUUAGCACUGUUUUAGCAGACUACAUUGCUGAAAUAUCAGAGGCAGCGGUGAAGGAGCGGGGCGUCUUUGCAAUGGCUAUAUCUGGUGGCUCUCUCAUUGGCUUAAUGAGAAAACUGUGUGAAGCUCCUUAUAACAAGACUGUAGACUGGGCCAAGUGGUAUAUUUUUUGGGCUGACGAGCGUGUUGUGGCAAAAAAUCAUGUUGAUAGCAAUUACAAGCUCGCAAAGGAUCAGUUUUUUUCUAAGGUACCUAUUAUUCCCAGUCAUGUGCAUUCCAUUAAUGAUUCAGUGUCAGCAGAGGAGGCUGCUGAUGAGUAUGAAUUUGUUAUUCGACAGUUGGUGAAAUCUCGUGUGAUCAGUGUGUCCGAUAUAAGUGACUGCCCCAAGUUUGACCUUGUGCUCCUAGGAAUGGGAUCCGACGGCCAUGUUGCCUCGCUAUUCCCUAACCACUCUGUGCUCGAGGAGAAAGAUGAGUGGGUAACCUAUCUAACUGAUUCCCCCAAACCUCCACCUGAGAGAAUCACAUUCACAUUGCCUGUCAUCAACUCAGCUUCCAACGUUGCCAUAGUUGUGACAGGUGAAAGCAAAGCAGAGGCUGUACACCUUGCAGUUGAUGGUGUGGAUCCGAAUUCCCCAUCAGUGCCUGCAGGGCUUGUCCAGCCACUGAAGGGGAAUUUGGUGUGGUUUAUGGAUAAACCAGCAGCCUCAAAACUCAUCGGCUACCAAAUUUCCGAGUAGGAUCAAUUCCUUCAUGUAUGUAAAAAGGGAUUCGACACAUGUGGUUCCAUUUCUUUUUCCUCUAGUCACCUUUUGUGUUGAUCUCCCGUUUUGCCUUGUCUUCCACUCUUCUUUGAUGGGGGGUCGGAGAAGUCUUAGUAUACCCUUUUGUAAGAAGAGGCAGAUAAAGCUGGGUCCUUUAUGCAAAAGCCAUUUCUGGUUCUACAAUUCUACUUGCUAGUAGGAAUUACUGAACAUUAGACAGAAUUCUCUACUGGAGCCAGACUGGCAUUUCGAA